GAGGGCGAGGCAGACGGGUCCGGCUUUCCCCGAGGCCAGGAGAGAACGCAGGGAGAGGAGCCAGCCCGAGCCUCUUCCGGUCUCCCCCAUGAAUCGCAGUAGUAGCGGCCGGGCCGGAAGCGGAAGUGGGGAGAAGAGGGGCGGGGCGGCUGGAGCGGACGGCAGAGGAAUUUGGUGUCCGCUUCUUCGCUGUCGCCAUGAUCAUCCCCGUGCGCUGCUUCACGUGCGGCAAGAUCGUGGGCAACAAGUGGGAAGCCUACCUGGGACUGCUGCAGGCCGAGUACACCGAGGGGGACGCCCUGGACGCGCUUGGCUUGAAGCGCUACUGCUGCCGCCGGAUGCUACUGGCGCAUGUGGACCUGAUCGAGAAGCUGCUGAACUACGCGCCGCUGGAGAAGUGACCCCGCGGGACCCUCCACCGGCCAUGCCGGCCCCGCAAUAAACCGCUGCUCUAGUCGCCCCCCCCACCCCA
Messenger RNA from Monodelphis domestica (gray short-tailed opossum), 472 nucleotides. RefSeq names its product RNA polymerase II, I and III subunit L (gene POLR2L). Gene Ontology annotation, biological process: transcription by RNA polymerase I; tRNA transcription by RNA polymerase III; transcription by RNA polymerase II. Lineage: Eukaryota; Metazoa; Chordata; Mammalia; Didelphimorphia; Didelphidae. Gene Ontology annotation, cellular component: RNA polymerase II, core complex; RNA polymerase III complex; RNA polymerase I complex. The record is from RefSeq and is a predicted model, not a curated record. Gene Ontology annotation, molecular function: DNA binding; zinc ion binding.